GCGAGUGUUUUUUCUCGAAGUUUGUCUCCUAUAGGCUGUGUGGAUUUUGGUUUUUCGAAGUGGACUUGCGCGGAUGGAGAGCUGGAACUUCGACCGGGUGAAGUGGAGCAAGCGACUGUGACGGUCGCGAGUUCCGUUUCCCGAGUUUCCUCGAGCUCCGCACGCAACCGUCUGAGCGGUACGCCUCCGUAUCGAAAAAAAAACUUCCGGAAGUAAUGAUCCGCUUGUUUACGCGACGAGUGUUUCGCCUUCGCUAGUGUGUGUGGCUCUUUGCUGACGGCUGGAAGACAUGGUUCCUGGGCGUUUUCUCGAAUUAUCGCCUCCUGAAGCGUUCGAAGAAAAGGCGCAGGCGCUCGCUCCACGACUGUCGUCUCGUCACUCGUUUGCUGACCUUGCUUCCGUGAAGCUUUUGUUCUCUUUGCGCUGUUGAUCUGCGGCAGAGAAUCAGUGGUUCCGGGUUCAGUGGCAGAAAACGUGCGGUGCCGUUCCCGGCGGCGGCGUACUCCGCAGAACUGUCCGCCUUCUCACGGCGUUCCUCCAGCAAUUCACAGGUUGCACGAGCCGCGAGAGACGACGAACCGAGUUUUUCGACACCUAAAAGGUGCUUCUCCAGAAAAUCCCGAAAAAGCGAUUCUAAAGGCUCCGUGGAAACCAAGAACACCGUGGGGUCUCGGCUGGUGUGCAUACGCGCAUUGUUUCCGCCUUUCCCCGUCCAUCUUUCGAAAUUCUGCGGGAAACCGCGCGGCUUUUCUCUCACCUUUUUCCAAGCCGCUCAGGAGGUCAGGCUUUUCCGCAGAAUUCCCCUGCUGUUCACGACCCGGGGGGGCCUCCUGUGCAAAGAGUAGUCUGCAGAGGCGUCGUCCGUUGCUUCCGUUUCGCGGCGGCUUGUCUGAUUUUCUGUCUGUGCUGCGUCAGGCUGUUCAUGUGGCGCGUUCCACGCAUGCAGAGCAGCAGCUCCCAAAGUGUAAAUGUGUAGCCAGACAAAGUGAAAUGCGGAGAAUCAUGUUAGUGCUACAUCCGACCCGUAGCUGCCUCCAAACGUAGCCAAGGUACCCGAUCGAGGAUUUGAGAAAGUGGCUGUGCAGCAGCAGGAGCACCGAGAUGGAACAUUUGUUGACGGUUGGUCCUGCCGAAACGAAUCUUGUUAAUCUAGACAGGUAGACCCGGGGAAGAUAUCGUACAGAUCAACGUUCCUGUUUCACUGGGUUUGACAGCACGAGCGGUUCUGCCAAUUCCGGACUCGCGCCCAGGUCGCUAACAGCCGCCGCCUCGUUGGGGGAGAGUCCUGUCUUCUUCUGGUUUGAGUAAACAAAGAAUCGUUUUUCUCUGUCUCUGCUGAGCAGACAUUCUUGACUUUAAUCUGGUGCGUGUGAACGAGGCAACCUCGUCCCCUUGACUUUGGACCGCAUUCUUGGCUCUGCUUGUAGUGUUACCAGUGGAAUCGCCCGGAGGUUCGGUGUCUCGUCUGCGCUCGAUUCCUGUUUCUGCGGCUGUUCGUUUGGAUCCGCGGCGAACCGUUUACACGAGAUUUUUGCGUUUGCGUCUUCUCUGCUAGGGGAGUUUCACUCAUUUACACUGUCGUGUCUGCGAGAGAGCCGAGCAGAGAGCGAGCCCUCUGAUGUACACGGCAGUGAACUCGCAGGUGCCCUCCACCUGCACAUACAGCUGUGCAGUUGCGGACUUCUGAAGCUCUCUGGAUGCCGGGCCUCGUCGAGCCUUUCGCGUGAUCCCUUUGUGUAGGUACACCCGCCAGCUGUGCGUCGCAGCGACGCAAACUGCCGAGGCAGAGAGGUUUGCAGAGAAAUCGAUUCUGCGUUCCAGUUCCCUGGGGGGCAGACGCAGUCAACGAAAGACAGAAGGAGCUGUGACUUUUGUUUCGCGAUGUGAUGGGGAUAAUCUCUCGGCGUUGCAUGCCUCUCACGCUGAAAGGCCGGCCGUCUCCUUAGGUGCGUCAAGAACCUUGUCAUUUCUGUGGAGAAGGGAGAGGAAAUGUCUUCUAGGCGGCAUGCAUGCACACGACUGUCGCCGCUACUGUUUCGUUUAACAGCGAGAGAAACUGCUUCUUCGUCAAAAGAAGCCGUCAACAGGGCGUCGUCCUCCAUGUCAAGAGGCCGCGUUUUUUCAGAUGUGGUGUGGCGCCCUCGCCGAGAGAAGCCGCGUUCUUGUCGUUUUUGAACCACAGCCUGCUUUUUCAGAGACUCGUUUCUGGGUACAUGAAGGCCAGAGCGCACCGGAUUUACACAGGCGAAUGGAUUUUGGCACAGAAACAUGGCGAAGUCACGGGGUAAAGUGCUCCGGCCUGGCGGGAGAGUCCUGAGGAGACAGCUGGGCGCAACGGAGGCGACAAAGAAGAGGGAUAUGUUUGCGGAGAGAGACUCUUCUCGAGACGCGGGAGAGAAUGCGACGGUGCCUCGUGCUCGUUCCUGCGAGGAGGCGAGGCGUCUGCCAGUUGGUCAUGUCGGAGGAAAGAAGACCUCAUCUUUCCUCCCUCUUCGCUGUUGGAUGAGAACCCAGAUGCUGAGUCACGGUCGCCUCGGUCCAGGCACCAACAGACGAGUCACGUCGCUCUUGCGGAUGUUUUCUCCGGAGGUCGCGUUUCCUCAGUCUCAGCUGCUCUGCUCCUCUGUCUAUUCUUCUCUGUCUUCGCUUCUUCGCGUGCGUCACUUCUCGCUGGCCUCUCUCAAAGGUCUUGUCUCGAUUGCCGUCCUUCUCCUCUCUUCUCUCUCUGUAGCUCACGUCGUGUUCACUGGCGUUUCCACGAGCUCCUCGUUUCUGGCGCCUGUCUCGUCUUCCCUCUCGACCCUGUCGCUGCCUCCGAACGCGACUGGCGGCUCCUCGUCUGCGGCGGCGGACCCUGCCUGGAUUCUUUUUGCGGCUGCGACUCCAGAGGAAGCUCUGCCUGCGUCCACUUCGAAAAAGCAAAGGAAGGGCAACGAGUGGAAAGUCCCCCAGCUCUUCGACUCCGACAUGCCGCGGGGGACAAGCAAGAACCUUGCGGACUCUCUCUCGGAGCCCUGGGCCGCCAGGAACGCCCCUGCGGGGUCUCUUGGAGCUUCCGACGAGAAACCCAAGUCCACUGGGUGGGUUGACGGAUUUCUCUCCUGGGUCGCGACCUCCACCGGCGUCGUCGGGGAAGAAGACGGUGGAUACGAGUCUGAGACCUUUGUGCUCUCUCUCACACUGUUCUGCAACGCAAUGCCCACGGCCUUUCGGCGACUCUACUCUCACUUGCCUGUGGGGAUCACCGCGGCGGACGUAUUAGACGGCCUCGUGGUCGGGGCGCCGUGGCUAGGCGGUCCAGGCGGCUCGCUGCUUCACCUGAGCCUCUGCGUCUCUGACCAUGACUCCUUCCGCCUCACUGCGUACCGCGGCAGCGGUCGGGGCCCCCCGCUCGAAGGCGCAGAUCUCUCCAGGCCCCUCUCCGACUUCCGGGUGCCUGCGGACGAUCCCUCGUGUCGAGGCACUUCCCCUCCGCGCGAGGUUUUCUCCGCAGAAGCGAAGGUCGCUCAGGACUCCCCUGACAAGCAGGUCCCCUCCCGACCCCGGAGUCGCGAGUUUCAAACGCUGCAGGCAGAGGCCGAAACCACCGAGGGAGGGAGACCCCCCGGAGGCGAGGGGCGGGUCCGAGACUCGAGAAGCGCUUGGCCCAGGCCCACUGAGGGUCUUGUUGGCAUUGACAUGUUCUCCAACUUCGAAGAAUUCACGCAAUCCGCCGGCCUGCGGGUGCGGAACACGCGGACCUCGGAAACGGGCGCCUUUCCGGUCGAUGACCCGUCGGGAUCCGCGCCCAGCCUGGGGGCUGGUAGCCAGGAGGUCCUGGGGGGAGGGAGCGCUGAGGCGCCGGAUCCGAGAGGGCGUGCAGGAUGUGAGAGCUCGGUGCCGAAAGUGUCUCUGGUUGUGGCCGUCGACGUAGCCCUGAACGAAGAAGACCUCGCGGUGCGGCGACUUGAAAGGCCGCUCGGGCCCACAACGAACCGACGGGGGGUGCCAGAUCGUUGGGCUCCAGAUCGGUCGCUCCCCGACUCCGACCGCGGUCGCGGCGAGGUGCCGGACACCGGGCCCAGUGCGGGGCCCGAGGGCCCCGUGAAGAGCUCGGGUCUUGUGCUGCGUGUGCCGCCCGGGUCGCGCCCGAGCACUCGCAGACACGACGAGUUGCACGGCAAGUCUGCGCAGCUGGCGAGACGCGUGGCGGAACAGUGGCGCAGAAGCAUGCUGGAGAGAGUUCGGAAACGAACCGAGGAGAUCGCGCCCCUGGCCACAGAGAGUCUCGAGAAAGGCGCGGUGGACUUGCAGUCGACCAGCGUCGAGCAUGCCGCAGACGUGGACGCAAACCGCAAGCUCAGGGCCUCCGUCGCGGACCCAGAAACGCAAACAGAGGUCGAGGUGGAUGCAGGAACAGCAGAGAGAAACGGGGAGGAAAGCCAGGCCAAAAACGAGACGAAACGCUUCGGGUUCUUCAGGUGGCUCUUCGGCAACGACGGCGAGUCACACGAGGUGAACGGGCACCCGGAAGAACGCGAGAUCGCCGACGACGAGGCACACGACAUCUGAGGUUGCCAUCCUGGUACACACUGGACAUGCGAUGCACACGCUCCACAGAGCACCUGUUUCCACGUUGUGAACGCGUCGAGAUCUUCAAGCUCUGUGCUGACCAGGUCCCAGCUCCACUGUGUUGGCAGAGGGAACGCGCGGCCAAGAGGUUUUUUUUUCGAAUUCGAGGGGCGAGGUGUUUGACGGCGAAGAGACAGGAGCCCAGAGACGAGGUGGCGCAGCUUGUGGGGAUGUAUGAGGCCGCGUGGAUGAAGGCGGUUUCAGCGAAGGCCGAGGAUACAGCCAGCGGGCAGAAAAGUGCAAGUAUAUAUUUACUGGAGCGGAGAAAACGGAGGUCGCUCUGAGGCGUACAAGGCUGGUUCGAGGGCAGAGCCCAAAAGGGAAGGAGAGAGAUGUUGUCGAGCGUGUAAAACCAUGAUGAAGUUGACCCGCGAGGACUGACCGAAGGCCAGUCAAUCGUGCGAGUGUGAGAUUUUCCGUAGCGUCGUCAGCUUUCGAGGACUGUGUUGAACGAGAAAGCAAGCAGGCGUGCAUGCAAGAAGGUCUGUAAAGAGUUUUGGUUUUGUAGACGAACAUACAGUGGAAGGUGGGUGCCUCGCUAGUCGAUGAAGGCUCCCGCCGUCUUCUAGGCAGAGACACAAGGGGUGCUGGCUUCACCGAUUCACGAACUUUUCCAUUGUUGACCUGCAUGCGUUUCUUCUGGUUACGCGAGGUGCCACACGCAAAACAGUCGCCUUCUCCGGAGAAAGGACAGACGGCGACAUGCAGAGUUUCCGAUUUUCUGGAAGUGAGCGAAAAGUGCAGGGGCUCUCAAGAACGGAGGAAAGACACAAGAUUACGCAUGAGAGAAGGGGAAAUAUUCGAGCUGACACAAAGAGCACAGAAUCGAAGACCGCGCGUAAGAGUCGGUUUUGCCUUUUUUGUCACUCGAAAGAUGCGUUUGAAUUUCCUCUAGAACUGUGCAGCCCGCAGGCACCGGUCGCACCUCAGUAGAUGUCUCCUCUGUUCUCUUCAGCUGCGAUGUCGAGAAUCCACGCGGACAAGACUGUUUGCUGUCGAGAAAAAUCGGGGACAACAGAGGACUGGACACACAGGGGCCGACGCACAGUUUUUGGUUGCUUUGCUUCCACUCUGGUUCGUAGCUGUCACUCCACUGUCGAGCGUAGAUGAUCUCCAACGGUGACAUUUCAAUGGACGCCGAUACAGCACCCCCAUCAGUUUAAUUCUACGCGUAGGACAUAAAUUGCUGUCACCACUCGCCUCAACCGCGAAGGAACCUCUAAGGACCAUCAGGACUGUGUGACUCGUGAUGGCCUCGAUACUCUCUGUACAGACAGAUCUCAAAAUUCCGGGAGUCCUUGCCAAGCGCAAGAAGUGGACCGUGACCCUUGUACUCAGUGGUCACAGUGUGAAAGUAGAAAUAGAAAUUUAUAUUUGGAGACAUAUGAAAUUCAACGACACUUCCUAUAUAGUUUCUCGCGUCCACCUCAAAAAGCAAAGACGCAUUGGACAUGAUGCGGAUCUGCGAUGCAACGAACUCUGGGAUCGCCUUCAGUGCCAAGAAGGAAAAUGCCACAACGCUCGCAUAUACCUCGAGAGUGUACUAGCAUUCGCUUGGAUAUCUGAAUGCGUCAAGUCGUGGUUCGCCGUUAUUUCCCUAUACAGUGACCCAGGGAAGACAAGAGUCUUCGUGCUUCCACGGCAUCGCGCGAAGGCUCAUGGCAUCUACACCAAGACUUGUCUUCUCUAUCCUUGCAUGCAUGUACACAUAAUAUUGUGUACCAAUAUAUACAUAUAUAUAUAUAUAUAUAUAUGACGUUUAUCUGCAUAUAGAGAUAGACGGAUGCAAGUAGGCAUAUGUACCUAUGUAUACAUGUGUACAUGUACGUAUAUGCUUGUAUCUGUCUAUGUGAAGCAUGGGCGCUGACGUUGUCUGUGCACAUUUUCUGUGAGCGAUGGUGUUGCAAAAACACAGUUGGUCGACUUCUGAAAGAGCACCCGGUCUGCGUUUCCGUCGAGAUCUGAAAAAAGGGACUCUGUCGGAUACGGAGAGAAAAAAGAUCGCUGAACGGCUCUGUGUCGUGCUUCUGCGAAAGUCGCAGACCUGCUCUUCAAUGAGAGCCGCUGGCGUUCCUACUCGGUGCGCGUCGGAGCAGGCGAAUGUAGUCGAGAAAGCCAAGGCCCAGAGACAACGAAACGCCGGAGCCUCGCAUGUAAAGAACAGAAGAAGGGGGAGAGAGGCAACCGAGAAGGAGAGAGAUCUCAAACAGAAAGGAUGAGCAAAGAUCAGGAAUCGCCACGAAUCAGCAAAACGCAAAGAAGAGACGCAAGAGGCACAGAGGGGGC
Molecule: messenger RNA, 6897 nt
Organism: Toxoplasma gondii ME49
Lineage: Eukaryota; Apicomplexa; Conoidasida; Eucoccidiorida; Sarcocystidae
Exons: 2
Coding region: 2269-4551 (760 amino acids)
Source: RefSeq, a predicted model, not a curated record